AUGUCUAAGCUGAAUUUGGGUCAUGUCAAGGCGUUUAAUGUUAUGAAGACUUGUUUUGGUGGUUUUGGGGACGUGGGUGCAAGCAAAGUUGAAUUUAAGAACUAUAAGAGAUACUCUAUAGUGUUUGUACCGUUCACUGGUUUAGACAAUCAUCACUGCAAUGUUACAUUUGGUGCAGCAUUGUCGGCGUCGGAAACUGCUGAUACGUAUAUUUGGUUGUUAAGAGUUUUUCUAACAGCUGUUGGUUCUCAACCAAAAGUUGUUGUCACUAACCAAGAUCCAACGAUGAAGAAGGCUAUUUCUGUUGCAUUUGUUGACAUAAGGCAUUGGUUAUGCAUGUGGCAUGUUGGUGUUAGGCUAUGCAAUUCCACCAAUUUUAAAGAACGUAUUUGUGGUGUUGUGUGGACGGAUAUUCUCACACCUGAAGAGUUUGAAUCAGAAUGGGAAGCUGUUAUCGCAGAAUUCAAUUUAGAAGAUAAUGACUGGCUAUCUGAUAUUUUUGCACUUAGGGAAUCUUGGAUCCCUGCAUAA
Messenger RNA from Helianthus annuus (common sunflower), 531 nucleotides. Its product is annotated as protein FAR1-RELATED SEQUENCE 2-like. Gene Ontology annotation, biological process: regulation of DNA-templated transcription. NCBI's taxonomy places the organism in Eukaryota, Viridiplantae, Streptophyta, Magnoliopsida, Asterales, Asteraceae. The transcript is spliced from 3 exons. The coding region runs from base 1 to 531 and encodes 176 amino acids. The record is from RefSeq and is a predicted model, not a curated record.